AUGAAGGCUUCAGUCAUUGUGCUGUUUUUUUCUAGCCUCUUUGGGCUGAAUGUCAGCGUCUACAGGCAUCACUUUCUCGUGGACGAGGCUUUGACAUUUCAAGAGGCACAGCAGCGCUGCAUACAGGCCUUUGAUUACCUGUCCACUGUCAGAAGUAAAGAUUUACAGGGUUUAUCUUCCAAUCCUCUCAUUCAAGGCAAAUCUUUUUGGAUUGGAGUACAGAGAGACAGCGCAGGCAAAUGGAUAUGGUCAGAAGGUGGAGAAGCAAUGAUUACAUUUUGGGAAAAUGGAGAACCUGAUGGUGAUAAAUGUGGUGGUGUCGAUACAAGUACAUUAACUCUGUAUGCCAGACCCUGCGAUAUCCAUUUAAAAUUUUAUUGUAUGAAGGUCUAUGAGCUGAUUGUGGUGCAUCAGAGAAGCACAUGGGAAGAGGCCUUGGAAUACUGCAGACAAAACUACAUUGACCUGGCCAUAAUAAACUCAGAAGACAUCAUGGAAGAAGCAAAGAUUAAUAGCACAGUAGCUGAUACAGAUGAAGUGUGGACUGGUCUGCGUUUUCUAGCCGGUCAUUGGUUUUGGGUAAACGGAGCUGGUUUUAGUUAUAACGUCUGGUCUUCAGAUGGAGAGAUCCAGUGUCCUGCCAUGAACCAGCGCUGUGGGGUUUUUGAUAGAACGCAGGGGGUUUGUAAACCCACAGACUGUGAGAGGAGACUCAACUUUCUCUGCAUCAAGAAGAAAUACAAAGACUGA
Carassius gibelio (silver crucian carp) is the source of this 750-nucleotide messenger RNA. RefSeq names its product CLECT domain-containing protein. Bases 1 to 750 code for a protein of 249 amino acids. Lineage: Eukaryota; Metazoa; Chordata; Actinopteri; Cypriniformes; Cyprinidae. The transcript has a single exon. The record is from RefSeq and is a predicted model, not a curated record.